Molecule: messenger RNA, 1032 nt
Organism: Thalassophryne amazonica
Lineage: Eukaryota; Metazoa; Chordata; Actinopteri; Batrachoidiformes; Batrachoididae
Gene: fgf8b
Product: fibroblast growth factor 8 b
Exons: 5
Coding region: 344-1024 (226 amino acids)
Biological process (GO): fibroblast growth factor receptor signaling pathway; regulation of cell migration; dorsal/ventral pattern formation
Cellular component (GO): cytoplasm
Molecular function (GO): type 2 fibroblast growth factor receptor binding; type 1 fibroblast growth factor receptor binding; growth factor activity
Source: RefSeq, a predicted model, not a curated record
AAACAAAUCAAAGCGUGGAAGAAUUUCACCGCGCAUCUUUACCAAUAACAGUCUGCGUAACGUGCGUAAAAGUCCGUGCGUAAAAUCCAUCCACAACCACCGCUGACUGCUCGAUCAUCAAGGAUCACUGAAACGGUAUCAGGACCUUCGAGAAAGAUCUGACGGCACCAAACUUGUUACUGGACUUCCAGGUCGGACAGCCUCUGCAAGUUGGACUGAGAAGUUCUGGACGUUUGGAUGAUCCGGACCUGGGCAGCACGUUGGACCUGUCGUGGCUGCAGUUGUCAUUAUCAGGAGCAACUUGAUUUCAGAGGACGUCCAGCACCGAACCAGCGGAGUAUUCAUGAAGCAGUACUGGACUUACUACAGGAUGAGGCUUAGAACAUCGAGGUUCGGUUAUCUGCUGCUGCAGUUCGCGGCGCUUGGCUUUUACGCACAGAAUUCCGUGCAGUCCCCCCCGAACUUUAAGCACCACGUGACCGAGCAGAGCCGACUGUCGGACCGCAUGAGCCGCAGGCUGACCCGAACCUACCAGCUCUACAGCCGAACCAGCGGCAAACACGUCCAGGUUCUGGCCAACAAGAGAGUCAACGCCAACGGAGACGACGGGGCCGUGCACGCUAAGCUGGAGGUGGAGACGGAUUCGUUUGGGAGCCGCGUUCGAAUUAAAGGCAUCAAGACGGGAUACUACAUCUGUAUGAACAAGAGAGGGAAGCUGAUCGGGAAGCAGAAAGGACGCGGCAAAGACUGCAUCUUCACCGAGAUCGUUCUGGAAAACAACUACACAGCGCUGCAGAACACCAAGUACGAAGGCUGGUACAUGGCGUUCACACGUAAGGGGCGUCCGCGCAAGGCCUCCAAGACCAAGCAGCACCAGCGAGAGGCCCACUUCAUGAAACGCCUCCCGCGGGGCCACUUACUGAGUGAGAGGAGGCCCUUUGAUACACUACCUCUGCCCGUGUCCGUCCACUCCAGCAGCAAGAGGACUAAACACUCCAGCCAGCGCCGCUUGGGCAGACGCUGAACCCGGAA